AUGGCGACCGUGAAGAGCUCGGCACCUCCCUUCUCCAUCCGGCUCCUCGAGCAACACGCCGCCGCGUCUGGAGACGAGCGCGACCAGCUCCUGACGCUGUUGCCCGCAUCGUACCGCAAAGAGUCCGGUGACUUGGCAGCUGCCGGCCAGCAUGUCACGGCCUGCGUCGAGGAAGAGCUUGAUCUACGGCGCCUCACCAGCAUCCAGGGCUGGCUCUGGGUGGCAGGUAUGCCUCUGCCGCCGCGUGCCCUGCACCACCAGCUCCUGCUCGGCCGGGAGAUCUUUGUCACAGAGCAGAUGGAUAUGCAUCUCGUCUGGACCACUGGCCGGAUGUUUUUGAAGCCGGUCCCGCGUUUCCUCCUGGAGCCGGCUUUCUGGGUUCGAUAUCUCGCCUGCGAGGAGUGUGGAUGUUCUCCCGACACGAAUACGGCUAACCACGCCAUCGCCCGAACAGAAUGCAGGCGUCCACGGCUCCGCCAACGUGCGCUCGGCUUCCUCUACUCCUACGCCGCGCUGCUCUCGCACGAGAGCGAUUUCCGAAUCGCCCAAGAAAAGCACCUGCUGCCGACAGACAUAACGUGGUGCGGAUGGCGGAUACUCGUCGAGCAGCUGGACACCGAACACAUCUACCCCCACAUUGACCGGCGAUUUAUCCACGGAGAGCUGCGUCUGAGUCGUCUGAACAAAAUAUACGCCCUAUCACGGACGCCGAUGCGCGGAUACAUGGCUCGCUGGGAUCGGUACGGCGCCUUCUUCCACGAUCACUUUGCUUGGCUGGCCAGCGCAAUAGUGUACAUCGCCAUUGUCCUGGCUGCCAUGCAGGUCGGGCUGGCGACGGAGUCCCUCGGCCACAGUAAGGUGUUUCAAUCUGCGUCGUACGGCUUCACGGUGUUUUCCAUCCUGGGACCCCUCAUUGCCGCCUCAAUUAUUGUGCUUCAAUUCUGUGGCAUCUUUCUAUGGAACUGGAUGAAGGCUUUUCAUCAGAAAAGAACACGUUACUCUGAGACGCGCUUCUCAUAG
Beauveria bassiana ARSEF 2860 is the source of this 1020-nucleotide messenger RNA. RefSeq lists its product as uncharacterized. The coding region runs from base 1 to 1020 and encodes 339 amino acids. The record is from RefSeq and is a predicted model, not a curated record. Lineage: Eukaryota; Fungi; Ascomycota; Sordariomycetes; Hypocreales; Cordycipitaceae. The transcript has 2 exons.